Molecule: messenger RNA, 849 nt
Organism: Lolium perenne
Lineage: Eukaryota; Viridiplantae; Streptophyta; Magnoliopsida; Poales; Poaceae
Source: RefSeq, a predicted model, not a curated record
AUGGACUGCGAUGAACUAGAGUCUUGCACUUCCCCAUCGUGGGAAGCCCACUACCGGCAACAGAGGAAAUCCACGAUCUGCGGCAAUCUCUGGUACAGUAGCUGGGACGGAGGAGAGAGGCCCGGCGGCCGGCGCAACUGGGGCGGAGGAGAACUGUGGACGCUGGUGACGCGCGGGAGUCGAUGCGGAGCAGGGGCGCCAUGGGGGAGCCCGCAGGCAUCUGCGCUGGAGGUUGGAGACAGAGGCCGCGGGGAGGGGGCAAGGCGUGCUAGGAGGGGUGCUGGCGAUGGGGCGGAGGGCGUGGAGGCAUGCCGGCAAGGGAGAGAAAUCGGCGAGGGCCCGUCGGCCAUGGGGGAAGGUCGGCGAGGGCCCGUCGGCCGUGCGGAGAUCUUCCAGGAGGCGGCGACGCCUUGGGAAGCAGGGGCGGCGGGCGGCAGGAGGCGAGCGUUGGCGUGGGGAGGUGGCGCUCAGCGGCCUGAGGAGGUAGUGGUGGCCGGCGGACAGGGGAGGCUCGCCGGCGGCAGCCCACCGGGGCGCGGCGGCGGAAGAAUGUGGCAGAAGUGGGAGACGAGUCAGAUAGUGCACCAACGCGUCCUCUGGGUUGUCGGCGCGCGGUUCGCCUCCUGCAUCUCCAGCUCCACCUCCCAACAUUUCUUCUCUGGCUACGGCUGCGGCGACGGUAGAACCGGUGGGAGGAGCGGCGCCCUCUGGCGCCCGAGGUUUAGGCGCCCGCGCGGCGGUGAGUGCGCCUCCUCCUUCAUCGCCGCCUCCUUCUUUAUCGGCGCUGAGACAGAAUCGCAGGGUGCAUCGCGGAUGAUGAUGUCGCCACCGCAUCUGAGCAAAGGAUAG